Molecule: messenger RNA, 744 nt
Organism: Suillus bovinus
Lineage: Eukaryota; Fungi; Basidiomycota; Agaricomycetes; Boletales; Suillaceae
Exons: 4
Coding region: 1-744 (247 amino acids)
Biological process (GO): protein phosphorylation
Molecular function (GO): protein kinase activity
Source: RefSeq, a predicted model, not a curated record
AUGGGUCGGCUCGCUUCCUUGAAAGACAUUCGUAUAUGGUCUUUGCUAAGUCGCGGUACAGCUACGUGGCGAGCCGUAUUGGCUGAGAACAAGCCAAAGAAAGAGGUUAUCUUGAAAACUUUAUGGAGAUCGCAAACUCAGGAAUGUGAAUUCAACGUCAACGGGCACAUCAAGUCACAUUUUCCAGGCGUCGCUGAACUCAGAAGGAAGACCCACGCUUGUGUUACGGCUGGCAUCUUGCGCUCUCUUAUUCUCGAUGAUAACGCUGGUGUUCCCUAUGAUGCCACCCUCCAUCGUCUCGUGCUGCAAACUGCGGAAAGCCCUUUGUGGGAUGCCGACACAACGAAAGAUUUCAUUCUAGUCUCUCGCUGCACUCAAAGGUUCGGCAUCAGACAUCAAAGACUCGUGGAGCAAGGCAUUCUUCAUCGAGACCUGAGUCCGGGCAAUAUCUUUGUCGGCGGUGGUCCGGAUUGUGCUGAAGGCUGGGAGGGGUUUGUUGCAGAUCUCGACCUUGCCUCGGUGGCACAGCCAGAUACCGAAACCGUAGUCUCAUCGCAUCCGCUCUCCCCCGCCGCAGGCCAGUUGAACACUAGAAGUGUCUUUCUGGAGGAAACCGUUCCUGGUGCAGAGAUCACAGGUAUUGCUUUAAUGGCUGAAGAGUUUCUAUCCACGAUGUUUCUCCCGGACGAAGAGAACAUUCGACCAGCUCAAAUUAAACGCGAAGUGCACCAUGACCUGGAGUGA